Molecule: messenger RNA, 1695 nt
Organism: Cuscuta campestris
Lineage: Eukaryota; Viridiplantae; Streptophyta; Magnoliopsida; Solanales; Convolvulaceae
Source: the annotation of a GenBank genome assembly
UUAUCAAGGAAAAGUAAACCCUAAUUCUCUCCACCUUUCUUCACUCCUUUCUCUGCCGUGUAGCCUUCUCCUCCUUCUCUGUACGACCAAACUCUCCCCCUGCUUCCCUUGUAUUAUUGGCGCUCUCGUUUUUCUGGACUCAACAUGGCGGACGAAAUUCCCUCGUCGUCCGUGACACCCAACAUCUCGCCCUCUACUGAUGAUUUGCUCAGUGCUAUCCAAAACUUGGCUUUGGAAAUUCGCACAACUCGGCAGGAGCAUCUCGCCUUGGCGCAGCGUGUUGAUCACGGCUUUGCAACCAUAUUGGACGCACGACCGCCUACCACUCCCCAUAACCGUGGCAUCUUGGGAAACACGCCGACAGGAGGUCGCCGGCCUCCCCUUAUUCCGCCUGGAUUUCCGGGCCUUGAUGACACCCACGAACCAGGUAUGCCGAAAGUCCGUUUUGAUGCACCCAAAUUUAAUGGCCAGGAUCCCGCAGGUUGGGUUUACAAAGUGCAGUCCUACUUUGAUUACUUUCGGACCCCCAAGGACCUCCGUCUACGGCUGGUUGGCUUGCUAUUCGAGAAUCCAGCGUGUGAUUGGUUUCUUUACCAACAUAAUAAUCACCUUAUUACAUCUUGGAGGGGUUUUCUUGAAGCCGUUAAGCAACGUUUUGAUCCGACGCAUUAUGAAGAUUACAUGGGCCUUUUAUGCAAGUUACAACAACGUACGUCCAUUUUGGAUUAUCAGGCAGAAUUUGAGCGGCUUUUGAACAAGAUUACAGGGGUUCCGGAAGCCACGUUGAUUUCCGUUUUUACUGCCGGGUUGAAGGCUCCCAUUCGCCGCGAGGUUCUUCUCCGCCGACCUUAUACGUUGGGCCAGGCUUUUGCCCUCGCCAGAGAACUUGCAGCAAAUCACUCCGACAUGGUUUCCACCAUAUCCACAUCGGCCCGUCGCCCAUGGCAGUCGACCACAGCGCCUGCCAGUACCAACCCACCUGCCCAAACCCAGGGCUCUUCCACGGUACUUCCUGCCAGUGGGGCUACGACCGCUCGUUCUGCUGGUUCCUCCACGUCCUUGCCUAUCCGGAGAUUCAAUAAUGCUGCGCAGGAUGAACGCACGGCCAAAGGUUUGUGUUGGACUUGUGAUGAAAAAUAUGUUCCGGGCCACAAAUGUCCCAACCGUUUCAUGGCCCUCAUCGGUGAGGAGGAAGCAGAUCCGUCGGCCGCAACCGAGCUUCCAGAGGACGAGGCUCUUCCAUUGAUUACAGGGGAUAUUUCUAGCAUCAAUAGUCUAACCGGGUGCCCCAGUCCGCGUGCCUUGAAACUGCAGGGGAAAAUUCAGGACCAUCCGGUGCAGAUUUUGAUCGACGGCGGGAGUACGCAUAAUUUUAUCCGCCCGGCAAUUGUGGAGAAGUUGCGGUUAUCCAUGCGUUCCACACCGCCGUUUCAAGUGUAUGUGGGCAAUGGCGCCUCCCUUCAUGCACCCACUAUUGUGUGGCCGUUCCGCUGACGUUACAAGACCUCUCCCUUGUUGUUGAUUUAUUUGUGCUUGAUAUUCAUGGCCCCGAUGUCGUGCUUGGCGUACAGUGGCUGCAAAGUUUGGGAAAGAUCUCCCAUGAUUACGCCGCCUUAACUAUGGAAUUUGUUUUGAACGGCCGUUCAGUGACUCUUCAGGGGGAUACCCCCAACAGCAGACAGGUUUCUUAUCAUG